AUGAACGUUUUUGACGAGAUAUUGCAACCCACUGUGGUUAAUAAAUGCUUACAUGGGAAUUUUACGUCAGCGGAAAGGGAAGAAUACGUUGUUGCAAGAACCAAUGUUCUCUCUGUAUUCAGGGUCUCGCGAGCACAAAAGCUUGUACUUGCAUAUGAAUGGAAACUAGCAGGUAAAAUCAUAGAUAUGCAAUUACUGCCCCAAAUUGGAUCGCCUCUUAAGAUGCUUGCAAUACUUUCGUCGAAAUCCAAAGUAUCGUUGGUAAGGUUUGACCCAGUGGCAGAGAGUCUUGAAACACUAAGUCUGCAUUAUUAUCACGACAAAUUUGUCAAUUUAAGCACUUCUUCUUUGAAGACGGAGUCCAUUAUGGCAGUGGAUCCAUUGUUUAGAUGUCUUCUGGUUUUUAAUGAAGAUGUUUUAGCUAUAUUGCCAUUGAAACUGAACACAGAAGAUAUGGAAAUUGAUGAGGAUGAGAACGGAAUAAAAGAGCCAAUGGCUAAACGCUUAAAAAGGAACCAAGGAAUCACAUCCGAUAGUAUAAUAAUGCCAAUUUCUAGCCUUCACAAGAGUCUCAAGCAUGUCUAUGAUAUAAAAUGGUUAAAUAAUUUCAGCAAGCCAACUGUGGGAAUAUUAUAUCAACCGGUACUUGCGUGGUGUGGAAAUGAAAAAGUACUUGGAAAUACUAUGAGGUACAUGGUUUUGAGUUUAGAUGUCGAAGAUGAAAAAACCACCGUGAUUGCUGAGCUUGCAGAUCUUCCGAACGACCUGCACACCUUGGUUCCACUGAAGAGGGGAUAUGUGUUGAUUGGUGUCAAUGAAUUAUUAUAUAUCAGUGCAUCUGGUGCACUACAAUCGUGCAUACGAUUGAACACAUUUGCAACGUCUUCAAUCAAUACAAGGAUAACUGAUAAUUCUGACAUGAAUAUCUUUCUAUCAAAGAGUUCAAUAUAUUUCUAUAAAGCUUUGAAAAGACAUGAUUUGCUUAUUUUGAUAGAUGAAAACUGCAGGAUGUACAACAUUAUUACAGAAUCAGAGGGUAAUCUACUUACCAAAUUUGACUGUGUACAAGUACCGAUUGUUAACGAGAUCUUCAAAAAUUCAAGAUUGCCGUUGUCGGUAUGUGGUGAUCUCAACUUAGAAACUGGCAGAGUUCUUAUAGGUUUUCUCUCAGGUGAUGCAAUGUUUCUGCAACUUAAAAACUUGAAAGUGGCAUUUGCAGCAAAACGACAACUUGUUGAAACUGUUGAUGACGAUGACGAUGAAUACAGUGCACUUUAUGGAGAGUCUCAAAAUAAUACUCACACCAGAAUCGUCGAAACACAAGAGCCUUUCGAUAUAUCAUUGUUGGACUCCAUUUUCAAUAUCGGUCCUCUAACAUCUCUUACUAUUGGUAAGGUCGCAUCUGUUGAACCAACUAUUCAGAGACUUCCCAAUCCUAACAAAGAUGAAUUCUCAAUUGUAGCUACAUCUGGAGUUGGGAGGGGAUCUCACCUCACUGCAUUGCAUUCCACUGUCCAGCCCCACAUAGAACAAGCCUUAAAAUUCACAAGUGCGACCCGUAUCUGGAAUUUGAAAAUAAAGGGAAAAGACAAGUAUCUUGUGACUACAGACGCUGAUAAAGAGAAAAGUGAUGUAUAUCAGAUUGAUAGAAAUUUUGAACCUUUUAGGGCGCAAGAUUUUAGAAAAGACAGCAGAACCAUCGGCAUGGAAACUAUGGACGACGAUAAACGUAUUUUACAGGUAACUUCAGGAGGAUUAUAUCUAUUUGAUGUUGACUUUAAGAGGUUAGCAAGAUUAACUAUUGAUAUCGAAAUUGUUCAUGCGUGUAUUAUUGAUCCAUAUAUUCUAUUCACGGAUGCUAGAGGUAACAUCAAAAUUUAUCAACUAGACUCUAAAAAUAAAAAAAAAUUCAUCAAAUUUAAGCUUCCAGAGGCUCUCAAUGAAAUUAUCAUCACAUCUGGUUCCAUUUUCAAGAGUAACAUUUGCAACAAAUUCCUACAUGGAUUGGAAAACUCUUCACAAGAACAGCUUCUCUUCACAUUUGUAACGGGCGACAAUCAGGUUAUUUUCUUUACCGAAAAGCACAAUGACAGGAUAUUUCAGUUAAAUGGUGUCGAUCAGCUAGAAGACAUGCUUUUUAUAAGUACGUAUCAGAUUCCUGAAGAAAUGAACCCGGACCCAUCAAUAAAGCAAAUCAUGUUAAACAGAUUGGGCCAUCAUAAGAAAGAAGAAUUUCUAACUAUUCUUACGUUUGGUGGGGAGAUCUAUCAGUACAAGAAGUCGACAAAGCACAGCGGUAAACUCUUAAAAUGUAAAUCCCAUCCUCUAAUUACCGGUGCUCCUAACAAUGCAUACCCUCAAGGAGUUAAUAAAAUAGAAAGGGUUGCUCAUUACUUCCCUAACUACAAUGGAUAUUCAGUAGUAUUUAUUACUGGUCAAGUACCAUAUAUCAUAAUCAAAGAAGAUAAUUCGGUAUGUCGGAUAUUCCGGAUGACUAAUAUACCUAUUGUCACAAUGGCUAGGUGGGGUAAAAACUCUGUGAUGUGCGUAGAUAAUAUUAAAAAUGCAAGAGUAAUGAAAUUAGAUCCUGAAUGUUAUUAUGGGAAUACUCAGAUUCUUAGAAAAAUCAUUAUUGAAGAUGUUGUUGAGGAAUUUGAAACUUUAGGAAAUAUUGCGUACCAUGAACGGACCGGAAUGUAUAUCAUCUCCUAUACCAAAUUCAUCGAAUAUCAAGCUCUAAGUGAAGAUGGUGAGCCCCUUGUAGGUUACGAUCCAAGCAAACCAAAUAGUACUGGGUAUAAAUCUGGACUUCUUUUGAUCAAUCCACUCACGUGGAAUAUCAUUGAUCGGCUUGACUUGUCUGAGAAUUCCAUGGUAAACGACAUUAAAACCAUGCUCAUUCAGUUGAACUCAAAGACUAGAAGAAAGCGGGAGCUGGUCAUUAUCGGAAGUUCUUUUGUAAAAGAAGAAGAUCAGCCUAGCACUGGCUGUUUACUGGUUCUGGAUAUAACAGAAGUGGUGGCCGAACCAGGCAAACCAGAUAGUAAUUUCAAGUUUAAACAGCUCUUUGAAGAAGAAAUUCGCGGAUCUGUGAAUGCUGUAUGUGAAAUAAGUGGGAGAUUUAUGAUCGGCCAGAGCUCAAAAGCGCUUGUUCGUGAUAUGCAAGAAGAUAAUUCUGCUGUUCCCGUAGCGUUUUUGGAUAUGCCUGUGUUUAUUACCGAUGCAAAGAGUUUUUCUAACUUGAUGAUAAUAGGAGAUUCAAUGCAGGGAUUCACUUUUGUAGGUUUUGAUGCAGAGCCAUAUCGAAUGAUUGUAUUGGGUAAAAGUACCUCCAAAUUUCAAGUCAUGAACCUUGAGUUUUUGGUGAACAACGGGAAUAUCAAUUUUAUAGUCACUGAUCGACAAAACCACCUUCAUGUUCUAAGAUAUGCUCCAGAUGAAGCCAAUUCCCUAUCUGGCCAAAGACUGGUUCAUUGCAACUCCUUUAAUAUGUUCACAACCAACAACUACAUGAAACUUGUUAGAAAACAUGUGGAGUUUGGUUCUAAAACAUCUAAUUAUAUCGCACUGGGCUGCCAAACAGAUGGGUCUAUAUUCAGAAUGAUUCCCUUAAAUGAAGCUAGUUACAGACGAUUUUAUCUAGUUCAGCAACAACUGCUUGACCAUGAGAUCCCGUUGGCGGGUUUCAAUACAAAAAUGGAAAGGCUCGAUAACGAAUACUAUCAUAAAGGUCAUUCUUUAAGGCCAACACUUGACUCUCAAGUUUUAAAAAAAUACAUACACUUACCAAUUACUAAAAGGACAACCAUAGAAAAUAGGGUUGGCCGUCAUGCCAGCACUGAGUUAUGGCAUGACUUGAUAGAUAUCGAAUUUUCACUAAGAUCACUAACAAACUCAAAUUGA
This is a messenger RNA of Kluyveromyces lactis, 3903 nucleotides long. It is a transcript of the gene CFT1, whose product is annotated as cleavage/polyadenylation factor CFT1. The coding region runs from base 1 to 3903 and encodes 1300 amino acids. The transcript has a single exon. Gene Ontology annotation, cellular component: mRNA cleavage and polyadenylation specificity factor complex; nucleus. The record is from RefSeq and is a predicted model, not a curated record. NCBI's taxonomy places the organism in Eukaryota, Fungi, Ascomycota, Saccharomycetes, Saccharomycetales, Saccharomycetaceae. Gene Ontology annotation, molecular function: protein binding; nucleic acid binding.